UUCCAAGCAGAAAGUAAAGAAUUGACGCAUGUAAAUAUUCCACAACAUUCGAAUUUUUCCUUGAAAAAUACAAAGUUAUCAUCAACAUUUGAAUAUUUUUCGUUUUGUAUAAAAAAUGAACGACCAUCUAGAAGAGCUUGAAGAUUUGGUCAUCGGUCAAGAUGUAUCUGUUUCGUACAAGAGAGUCAGCAAGGAUUUCAAUGUUCACGUAAACAACGCUAAAAAAAUCCUAUCAACUUUCGCCGACAAACACAAGGAUGCUGUUUCGGAAACUCACCUAUUCUCAAGCAAGGUUAUCUCUGACGAAGGUUCAUCAUUUGGAUGGCAAUUUUGUUUAGUGCACAAGGAGGACGUGCAGCUGCUGAAUAAAUCUAAAAAAUUCGAGAACACUUCAAGCCAUGUCUAUUCAGUCUACCAAGGCUCUCGGAGCAAGGAAAUACUUGCAGACAUCGCGACGAGAAGUGAAAAUCCUGGAGAAAGUUUUUCAGGCAUUCAGAAUAAAAAUGUUUGCAUACGAGAGAGCAACAGCAGGAGAAAGUUUACUUCAAAAGUGGCCGAACCUCCUGCGUUCACCAAAAAGAAACAAGAGAUUAAAAAGAAACCUGAAGAAAAACCUAUUGAAACGAAUGCCAAAGCAGAAGAAAGUAUAAAAGAGGAGGAAAAGAAGGAACCUCAAUCUGAGAAGGAUUCAAAAUCUAAGACAGCAGGUGCAAUCAACAACAAAAACAAAAAGCAGGGAGGCAUUGCGAAUUUCUUUCAGAGAGGUGCAGCAGCUGCAACAGCUAAGGUUGAACCAAAGCCUGUUGUAAAAAAGGAAGAAGAAAAGAAAGAAGAGCCUGAGCCAAAGCCCAAUGUUGAGGAAGAAAAGAAAAUUGCCAAUCAGGAAAAACCAGCCCCGAAGAAAGGCAAGCAGAGCUCAAAAAGAAAGUCAGCUAAGCUGGAUAAUCAUUUGGAGAAAAAACGAAAACGUAUUAUGAUUGCAUCUGACUCUGAAACUAGCGAUGAAGAGCGCAUGGAAGAGGAUGAUGUUGAGAUUGAUGAACCUGCUCCACCAACAGCAGAGGCAGUAAAAGAAGAGAAGAAAAACACACAGGAGCAGGAAGGUGUUUGUAGAGAACGCAAACUUGUUGAUGAAACGUUUGUGAAUGAGAAGGGAUUCAUUGUAACCAAGAAAGUUUGGGUUACAACUGAAGUAAAGGUUGAUGAAGAUAAAAAGGAGAAUGAAGACGUAAAAAUUGUGAAAGAAGAGGCCAAAAAAGCCCCUGAGGAAAAGCCAGCUGCUAAGAAAAAGCAAGCUGGAAUUAUGAGCUUCUUUUCUCGUAAGUGAUGAGCUUGUUUACAGUUUACUUAAUUAAAAUAGCUAUUUAAUAUUCUGAAA
This is a messenger RNA of Cloeon dipterum, 1378 nucleotides long. RefSeq names its product DNA polymerase delta subunit 3 (gene PolD3). Gene Ontology annotation, biological process: DNA replication; DNA synthesis involved in UV-damage excision repair; DNA strand elongation involved in DNA replication. The record is from RefSeq and is a predicted model, not a curated record. Gene Ontology annotation, cellular component: nucleus; delta DNA polymerase complex. The transcript has 8 exons. Gene Ontology annotation, molecular function: DNA-directed DNA polymerase activity. The coding region runs from base 116 to 1327 and encodes 403 amino acids. NCBI's taxonomy places the organism in Eukaryota, Metazoa, Arthropoda, Insecta, Ephemeroptera, Baetidae.